ACUUGUUUGACAACUUGGCGCUUUGUUGUUUUGUACAAAGAGCUGGAUGUGUAUUCUCUAAAAUCCGCAGUAAAAAGCGGUUAAAUGGUGUUUAAUACAUUAGAUAAGUGAGGAGAAGACUUUAUAAAUGGCUGAGCUAAAGCAAGAUCUUCAGGAGUAUCUCCUUUCUAAGGAGUCCUCGUCGUCUUCACUAAAAAUUGAAAUGCCUUCUCUUCCUGACGUUCUGACUAAACCUUCGUCGUGGUUUUCGAAAGGCACCUCCUCGUCCUCUUUAGCUGCAGAGCAGAGUUCCACAUCUUCUUGCUUUCCAUCGAUGUCCCGACUGCAGCGGAUAAUUGGAUUUGCUUGCUGUUUGGGGAUGGGAUUGUUUUGCUUUGGAUUGUCCUUGCUCUACUUGCCAGUUCUUGUGCUGAAAGCGAGGAAAUUUGCUUUGCUUUUUACCAUGGGCAGCGUCUUCAGCAUGGCCAGCUUUUCCUUUUUGUGGGGAUUGACUGCCCACUGGCAUCACUUGACUUCUAGAGAGAGACUGCCUUUUUCAGCUUGCUACUUGGCCUCCCUCAUAGCUACAAUAUACUUCUCAAUGAUGGUCCAAAGCACUCCGUUGACGUGCUUGUGCGCUGUUCUUCAAGUGAUUGCGCUUGUUUGGUUCCUCUUGUCCUAUGUUCCCAGUGGUCACACAGGCCUUCAAUUCCUUUUUCGACUUUGCACAAGUUCCAUUGGACGGACACUUCCAGUUUAAUUUUUAAGCUAAUACGAUUAUAAAUUCACUUAGUGAUUGUUUCAAAAUAUUUAAUUGGAAAAUUAUUUAACAUUAUUUACCAAUGAGUUAAACAAUUGUAUAUUUUAAAUAUCAGAUGUGUUUAUAUUUAUUGAGAUUGUAAAAUGGAAAAAAUAUAAUUUAGUUGAUGAGUA
Messenger RNA from Neocloeon triangulifer, 912 nucleotides. RefSeq lists its product as uncharacterized. The record is from RefSeq and is a predicted model, not a curated record. Gene Ontology annotation, biological process: vesicle-mediated transport. Gene Ontology annotation, cellular component: membrane. The transcript is spliced from 3 exons. NCBI's taxonomy places the organism in Eukaryota, Metazoa, Arthropoda, Insecta, Ephemeroptera, Baetidae. Bases 128 to 739 code for a protein of 203 amino acids.